AUGAGGCGAGGAGAAAGGCACAGGCAUGCAAAAAGGAUACAAAUUACCGAGGAGCUAACGCUAUCGGACCACAAGCUGGUAUCCCUCCACCUAAAAAUCCCUAAGAGGUCCAGACCAACAAGAGUAGCACGGAAACCAGCAAUAAACUGGGAGAAAUUGAGUACUGAGCAGACAGCUCUAAAAUUCCAAAAGGAGACCGAGACAAAGGAGGUGGACGAGUAUAGCUCAUGGAGCGAAAUAGCGACAGCGCUAACGCAAGCUGCAUUAAAGGUAUGUGGAAAAAGAACCAGGCAGAUAGCGAAUCCGUGGCCGAUCGGCCACGAAGAUGAGCUGUCACAGCUCCAUAAUUCCAUAGCUUCGGCCGUGAGGGAUAGAAACGAAUCCUUAGAGCAGGACCGUCCACUCCAAGAUAUACUGCGUAAUAGGGACAACCUUAGGAAAGCAAGGGCUAAAAUGAAGGGGAAGCUGAAAGAAUUAGAACGUGAAUGGUGGGAUAAAAUCCUAGACGAAUGCCAACAGGCCAACAUCAAAGGAGAUAUGGGCACCAUGUACCGAACACUACGCCAAUUAGGCGGCAGAGAUAGGAAACCGGAUACUGGCACAACACUCACAACUGAUGAAUUCAAAGCCCAGUUCGAAGGAGUAUUGAAAAACCGAUAUGAAAUCAGCCCUCAGCUUCUAAUGGAUACUGUUGCACGUAUGGGGGAUCACAGAGCGGAAAAGAAGUAUAUCGAAGAAAAUAAACUGCUAAAUGAGACCCCAUCGGAUAAGGAAAUACAGGACUGCAUCAGUGAAAUAAGGGAGUCCGCGCCCGGAAAAGACAAUGUCCGCAUAAAGUACAUCAAAUUGGCCAGCCCACAUGUUAAAUCAGCAAUAGUGGCCAUGGUUAAAAAUAUGUUCUUAUUCCGCGCCCCGACAUGGGACGAAAUCCUAAAGAACGGACAAAUAGUACCCCUACAUAAGAAUUGCGGAAAAAAUGAUGUAAACAACUAUAGAGGAGUCUGCCCAUUGGCCAUGGGCAGCAGGAUCCUAGCAAGAAUUCUGUCCAAAAGACUAAGAAAGUGGACAGAACGCCUAAAUCUUCUAGAUGACAAUCAAAGCGGCUUCAGGACCGGAAGGUCGACUGCGGAUGCAACACAAAUCCUGGUCAGAAUAACAGAAGACGCAGACGAUCUAAAGAAGAGGCGAGCAAUCUGGAACCUGCCUCAAAUUGAACAUACUGACCCCGAAGCAAGGCUUUUGGACCUACGUAAAGCGUAUCCCAGAGUGAACAAACCAGCUCUUUGGGAAAUCCUGCGAAACUACGGGAUGAAAGGACCCUUCCUAGAAUCCCUAGCAGAUUUACACGAGGCAACCAGUUACCAAGUGAAAGGGAAGGAAGGAGAUAGCGAGGAAUGGAUCCCAGAACGGGUCUCAGGGAGGGUUGCUCGACAUCGCCAUGUCUAUUCAAUAUCUAUCACCAAGUGGUAA
Molecule: messenger RNA, 1470 nt
Organism: Symsagittifera roscoffensis
Lineage: Eukaryota; Metazoa; Xenacoelomorpha; Acoela; Convolutidae
Exons: 1
Coding region: 1-1470 (489 amino acids)
Source: RefSeq, a predicted model, not a curated record